CGCCGAGCGCCGGGCCGGGGCGGCGGCCGCGGAGCCACCAUGGCGGCGGAGGAGCCGGUGCCCGCCCCGAGCCGCCGGUGCCACCGCCGUCGUCCUCCUCCUCCUCCGCUGCUGCUGCCGCUGCUGCUGCUCCCUUUGUUCCCCCCCGGGCUGGGGGCCGCCGCUCCGCCGGCCAGCGGGGGCUGCCCCGCCGCAGAGCCGUGCUGGGCUCCGCCGGCGCCUCGCUGCCCGCCCCGCGCCGCCGCGCCGCGCCCGUCCCCAUCCCCAUCCCUGUCCCCAUCCCCAUUCCCAUUCCCGGGGCGGCGGGGCCGGCGCGCAGCCCCCAACCGGCACCCGCUGUUCCCGCAGUACAACUACCAGGCGGAGGUGGCGGAGAACCAGCCGGCGGGCACGGCGGUGGUGGCGGUGGCCGCGCAGGACCCCGACGGCGGCGAGGCGGGGCGGCUCGUGUACUCCAUGGACGCGCUGAUGAACAGCCGGUCCCGGGAGCUCUUCAGCAUCGACCCGCGGGCCGGGCUCAUCACCACCACGCAGGCUCUGGACCGCGAGAGCAUGGAGCUCCACUACUUCCGCGUGACGGCCGCCGACCACGGCGCACCCCGGCUCUCGGCCACCACCAUGGUGGCCAUCGCCGUGGCCGACCGCAACGACCACGACCCCGUCUUCGAGCAGGGCGAGUACCGGGAGACCAUCCGGGAGAACGUGGAGGAGGGGUACCCCAUCCUGCAGCUGCGGGCCACCGACGUCGACUCCCCGCCCAAUGCCAACAUCCGCUACCGCUUCGUCAAUGAGCAGGCGGCACACGCCGUCUUCGAGAUCGACCCGCGCUCCGGGCUCAUCACCACCAGCGGGCCCGUGGACAGGGAGAAGAUGGAGCGGUAUUCCUUGGUGGUGGAGGCCAAUGACCAGGGCAGGGAGCCAGGGCCCCGCUCCGCCACAGUCAAGGUCUACAUCACGGUGCUUGACGAGAACGACAACACGCCUCAGUUCAGCGAGAAGCGCUACAUCGUGCAGGUGAGGGAGGACGUACGGCCCCACACCGAGAUCCUGCGCGUCACCGCCACCGACCUGGACAAGGACAACAACGCGCUGGUCCACUACAACAUCAUCAGCGGGAACAGCCGGGGCCAGUUCUCCAUUGACAGCAUCACUGGGGAGAUCCAGGUGGUGGCCCCGCUGGAUUUUGAGGUGGAGCGUGAAUACGCCCUGAGGAUCCGGGCGCAGGACGCGGGGCGCCCUCCCCUCUCCAACAACACCGGCAUGGCCAGCAUCCAGGUGGUGGACAUCAACGACCAUGCCCCUAUUUUUGUCAGCACGCCUUUCCAGAUCUCCGUCCUGGAGAACGCUCCCCUCGGCCACUCCGUCAUCCACAUCCAGGCAGUGGACGCGGACUACGGCGAGAACUCGCGCCUUGAGUACAAGCUGACGGGGGUCUCGGCUGACACACCGUUUGUGGUGAACAGUGCCACGGGGUGGAUCACGGUCAGCGGGCCCUUGGACCGCGAGUCGGUCGAGCACUACUUUUUUGGGGUAGAGGCUCGGGACCACGGCUCCCCGUCUUUAUCCGCCUCCGCCAGCGUCACCAUUACCGUCAUGGAUGUCAAUGAUAACCGCCCCGAGUUCACCCAGAAGGAGUACUUCAUCCGCCUGAAUGAAGAUGCAGCCGUGGGGACCAGCGUCCUCAGCGUCACAGCAGUCGACCGGGACGUGAACAGUGCCAUCACCUACCAGAUCACGGGAGGCAACACGCGGAACCGCUUCUCCAUCAGCACGCAGGGCGGGACAGGGCUCAUCACGCUGUCUCUGCCGCUGGACUACAAGCAGGAGAGGCGCUACGUGCUCACCGUGACGGCCUCUGAUCGCACCCUGCGUGACAACUGCCAUGUUCACAUCAACAUCACCGAUGCCAACACGCACCGGCCGGUGUUCCAGAGCGCCCACUACUCUGUGAGCAUCAACGAGGACCGGCCCGUGGGCAGCACCGUGGUGGUGAUCAGCGCCACGGAUGAUGACGUGGGGGAAAACGCCCGCAUCACUUACUAUCUGGAAGACAACGUCCCUCAGUUCCGCAUUGAUCCGGACUCUGGGGCCAUCACUCUCCAGGCAGAACUGGACUAUGAGGACCAGGUCACGUACACGUUGGCUAUCACUGCCAAGGACAACGGGAUCCCCCAGAAAGCAGACACCACCUAUGUUGAAAUCAUGGUGAACGAUGUAAAUGACAAUGCUCCCCAGUUUGUGAGCCCUCACUACCAGGGCAUGAUCUCCGAGGACGCGCCUCCCUUCACCAGCGUGCUCCAGAUCUCUGCCACGGACCGGGAUGCCCACACCAACGGGCGAGUGCAGUACACCUUCCAGAACGGGGAGGAUGGGGAUGGAGACUUCACCAUCGAGCCCACCUCGGGCAUCAUUCGCACCGUCCGCAGGCUGGACCGCGAGAACGUUCCUGUCUACGAGCUGACAGCGUACGCGGUGGACAGGGGCAUCCCUCCUCAGCGCACUCCUGUCCACAUCCAGGUCACCAUUCAGGAUGUGAAUGACAAUGCCCCUGUCUUCCCUGCUGAAGAGUUUGAGGUCUUGGUAAAGGAGAACAGCAUUGUAGGGUCUGUCGUGGCUCAAAUCACAGCCGUUGACCCGGAUGAGGGACCCAAUGCCCAGAUCAUGUACCAAAUCGUGGAAGGCAACAUCCCAGAGAUAUUCCAGAUGGACAUCUUUUCUGGGGAGCUCACAGCCUUGAUAGACCUGGAUUAUGAGACAAAACCUGAGUACGUGAUUGUAGUGCAGGCCACCUCUGCCCCUCUGGUCAGCAGAGCCACGGUCCACAUCAAACUCAUUGACCAGAAUGACAACAGCCCCGUUCUCAAGAACUUCCAGAUCCUGUUCAAUAACUACGUGUCCAAUAAGUCCAACACCUUCCCCUCGGGGGUCAUAGGGAAGGUCCCAGCUUAUGACCCGGAUGCAUCUGACCACCUCUUCUACACCUUUGAGCGGGGAAAUGAACUGCACUUGUUGAUUGUCAAUCAGUCGAGCGGGGAGCUGAGGCUGAGCCGUCAGCUGGACAACAACCGGCCGCUCGUGGCCUCCAUGCUGGUCACUGUCACAGAUGGGAUCCACAGCGUGACGGCCCAGUGCGUCCUGCGGGUGAUCAUCAUCACGGAGGACAUGCUGGCCAACAGCAUCACGGUGCGGCUGGAGAACAUGUGGCAGGAGCGCUUCCUCUCCCCGCUGCUGGCCACCUUCCUGGAAGGGGUGGCCACCGUGCUUGCGACGCCCAAAGAGGACAUCUUCAUCUUCAACAUCCAGAACGACACGGACGUGGGAGGCACGGUGCUCAACGUCAGCUUCUCGGCGCUGGCGCCGCGGGGCGGGCGCUACCUCAGCUCGGAGGAGCUGCAGGAGCAGCUGUACAUGAAGCGCAUGGCGCUGACGGGCGCCUCCAUGCUGGACGUGCUGCCCUUCGACGACAACGUCUGCCUGCGGGAGCCCUGCCAGAACUACAUGAAGUGCAUCUCCGUCCUCAAGUUCGACAGCUCGGCCCCCUUCAUCGCCUCCCCAUCCACCCUGUUCCGGCCCAUCCACCCCAUCGCCGGCCUGCGCUGCCGCUGCCCGCAGGGCUUCACCGGGGACUACUGCGAGACCGAGAUCAACCUCUGCUACUCCAACCCCUGCCGCAACGGUGGGAGCUGCACCCGCAAGGAGGGGGGAUACACGUGUGUCUGCCGCCAGCACUUCAUGGGUGACAACUGUGAAGUGGACAGUCGCUCCGGGCGCUGCGCUCCCGGCGUGUGCCGCAACGGCGGCACCUGCACCAACGGCGCCGAUGGCGGCUUCCGCUGCCAGUGCCCGGCGGGCGGCUUCGAGAGCCCCUUCUGCGAGGUGUCUGCGCGCUCCUUCCCACCGCGCUCCUUCGUCAUGUUCCGGGGCCUGCGCCAGCGCUUCCACCUCACCCUCGCGCUCUCGUUCAGCACCGUGGAGCCCAGCGGCCUCCUGCUCUACAACGGGCGCCUGAACGAGCGGCACGACUUCCUGGCGGUGGAGAUCAUCCAGGGGCAGGUCCAGCUCAAGUACUCCACAGGGGAGUCCAGCACGGUGGUGAGCCCCUACGUGCCAGGAGGUGUGAGUGAUGGGCAGUGGCACACGCUGCAGCUCCGUUACUACAACAAGCCCAAGGUCAGCGCCCUGGGGGUGGUGCAGGGCCCCUCCAAGGACAAGGUGGCCAUCGUGACAGUGGACGAGUGCGACGCCUCCGUGGCCCUGCAGUUCGGCAGCGAGAUUGGGAACUACUCCUGUGCUGCAGAGGGGGUGCAGACCAGCUCCAAGAAGUCCCUGGACCUCACGGGUCCCUUGCUCCUUGGAGGGGUCCCCAACCUGCCAGAAAACUUCCCUGUCACUCACCGGGACUUUGUGGGAUGCAUGAGAGACCUGUACAUCGACAGCAAACGCAUCGACCUGGCCUCCUACAUUGCCAACAACGGCACUGCUGCAGGCUGCCAUGCCAAGCACACCUUCUGCGACUCCAGCCCCUGCAAGAACGGUGGCACCUGCUCUGUCAGCUGGGGAACCUUCUCCUGCCUCUGCCCCGUGGGCUUCGGGGGCAAAGAUUGUCGCUACCCCAUGCACCAUGCCCACUACUUCCAUGGCAACAGUGUCCUGACCUGGGACUUCAAGACGGAUGUGAAGAUCUCGGUGCCAUGGUACCUGGGGCUGGCGUUUCGGACGCGCCAGCUGGAUGGGGUCCUUCUGCAGGCCCACGCUGGCCAGUACACCACACUGCUCUGCCAGCUGGCUGGAGGGCUGCUCUCUUUCGUGGUGAGCAGGGGCUCCGGGCGCAGCACCAGCCUCCUCCUGGACCAGCAGCAGCUCAGUGAUGGGCGAUGGCACGACCUGCAGCUGGAGCUGCGAGACGUCCGCAGCGGGCGAGACCUGCGCUAUGUUAUCACCCUCACCCUCGACUUCGGGCUCUACCAGGACACGGUGGUGGUUGGAAAUGAGCUGCAUGGCCUGAAGGUGAAACAUCUGCAUGUGGGGGGAGUCCUGGGCUCUGGCGAGGUGCAGAAUGGGCUGAGGGGCUGCAUACAGGGUGUGCGACUGGGUGACAGUGUCACCGGGACGGUGCUGCCCAAGCCCAGCCAUGCCCUGCGGGUGGAGGCUGGCUGCAGCGUGCCGAGCCCCUGCGACUCCAGCCCCUGCCCAGCCAACAGCAUCUGCAAGGAUGAGUGGCAGAGCUACUCCUGCGUCUGCCAGCCAGGGUACUACGGGUUGGACUGUGUGGAUGUGUGUCACCUCAACCCCUGCAAGAACAAGUCCGUGUGUCGCCGCAAGCCAGGCUCACCCCUGGGCUACGUGUGCGAGUGCGGAGAGAACUUCUUUGGGCAGUACUGUGAGCACAGGAUGGACCAGCAGUGUCCGAAGGGCUGGUGGGGGAACCCCACGUGCGGGCCCUGUAACUGUGAUGUGAACAAGGGCUUUGACCCCGACUGCAAUAAAACCAACGGGCAGUGCCACUGCAAGGAUUUCCACUACCGGCCCAAAGGCAGCGAUACCUGCCUGCCCUGCGACUGCUACCCCGUGGGCUCCACCUCACGCUCCUGCGACAGGGAGUCGGGCCGGUGCCACUGCCGGCCCGGGGUCAUCGGCCGCCAGUGCAAUGGCUGCGACAGCCCCUUCGCCGAGGUGACACCCAGUGGGUGUGAGGUGCUCUAUGACGGCUGCCCCAAAAGCCUCAAGGCGGGUGUGUGGUGGCCCCAGACCAAGUUUGGCUUCUCGGCUGCAGUGCUGUGUCCCAAAGGCUCCUUGGGCUUGAGGGGUGCAGGUGCAGCCGUCAGACACUGUGAUGAGGAGAAGGGCUGGCUGGAGCCAGAUCUCUUCAACUGCACAUCACCUGCCUUCAAGGAGCUCUCCAUGCUGCUGGAGGGUUUGGAGAGGAACAAGACUGAGCUCAACACAAUUGAAGCCAAGAAGCUGGCCCACCGGCUCCGGGCUGUGACUGACCACAUGGACCAUUACUUUGGGAAUGAUGUGCACAUCACCUUCCGCCUGCUGUCCCGCCUCAUGGCCUUUGAGAGCCAGCAGCGUGGCUUCGGCCUCACAGCCACACAGGAUGCCCACUUCAACGAGAACCUGCUGCGCGCCGGCAGCGCGGUGCUGGCGCUGGAGAACCGGGAGCACUGGGCCAUGCUGCCGCACAGCGAGCACGGCAGCGCCAGCCUCAUGGAGCAGCUGCGGGACUACUCGGGCACGCUGGCCAGCAACAUGAAGCUCACCUACCUCAACCCUGUCGGCGUCGUCACCCCCAACAUCAUGCUGAGCAUCGACCGCAUGGAGAACCGCUCCCACGUGCGCCGGCGCUACCCUCGCUACCACAGCAGCCUCUUCCGGGGCCAGCCCGCCUGGGACCCCCACACGCACGUCGUGCUGCCGCUGUCGGUGCUCAGCCCCCCGAAAGCCGAAGCUGCCCCCACAGCAGUGCCCACGGUGGCUGGGGGUGAAGGGAACUACACAGUGGAGAGCUCCUCCCCAGGGCAGGCGCUGCCGGAGCCCGAGCCUGCUCUCACCGUCAUCAUCCUCAUCAUGUACCGCACGCUGGGGGGGCUGCUGCCUGCGCGCUACCAGGUGGAUCGCCGCAGUGUCAGGCUCCCCAAGAAUCCUGUGAUGAACUCCCCCAUCGUGAGCGUGUCCGUGUUCAGCAAUCACACCUUCCUGCGGGGGCCCCUGGACACCCCUCUCGUGCUGGAGUUUCACCUGCUGGAGACGGCCAACAGGAGCAAACCUCUCUGUGUCCAGUGGAACCACUCCAACCCGACCAACCCCUCUGGCUUCUGGACAGCCAGGGACUGCGAGCUCGUGUACCGAAACACCACACACGUGCACUGCCAGUGCUCCCAGUUUGGCACCUUUGGGGUUCUGAUGGACAGCUCACACAGAGAGCAACUGGAAGGUGACCUGGAGACAUUGGCAAUUGUCACCUAUUCCUUGGUGUCUCUCUCCUUGGUGGCUCUGUUGCUGACCUUCUCCUUCCUGGCCUGCCUCAAAGGCCUCAAGUCCAACACACGUGGCAUCCACUCCAACAUCUCAGUCACCCUCUUCUUCUCUGAGCUGCUCUUUCUCCUGGGCAUCAACCGCACUGAGAACCAGUUUCUUUGCACUGUGAUUGCCAUCCUCCUCCACUGCUUCUUCCUCUCCACUUUCGCCUGGCUCUUCGUCCAGGGCCUCCACAUCUACCGCAUGCAGACGGAAGCUCGCAACGUCAACUUCGGGGCCAUGCGCUUCUACUACGCCAUCGGCUGGGGGGUGCCCGCCAUCAUCACCGGGCUGGCUGUUGGCCUGGAUCCCGAGGGCUACGGGAACCCUGACUUCUGCUGGAUUUCCGUUCAUGAUAAGCUGGUCUGGAGCUUUGCAGGCCCCAUUACUGUCGUCAUUGUGAUGAAUGGGGUCAUGUUCCUGCUUGUGGCCAAGAUGUCCUGUUCCCCUGGCCAAAAGGAGACCAAGAAGAAGUCGGUUCUCAUGACGUUACGGAGCUCCUUUGUUCUGCUUCUAGUUAUUAGCACUACCUGGCUCUUUGGCCUCUUGGCUGUCAACAACAGUGUCCUGGCUUUCCACUACCUCUACACUGUCCUCUGCAGCCUCCAGGGGCUGGCCGUGCUGGUCCUGUUCUGCGUGCUGAACGAGGAGGUGCGGGAGGCCUGGAAGCUGGCGUGCCUCAGCAAGAAGGGGCACAGCGAGGAGGCCACGAGGAGCACGCAGGGCCCCAGUGCCUACAACAACACAGCGCUGUUCGAGGAGAGCGGGCUCAUCCGCAUCACCCUGGGGGCCUCCACCAUCUCCUCGGUGAGCAGCGUGCGCUCGGCCCGCACCCACUCCAGCCAGCGCGCAUACCUCAGAGACAAUGUGACGGCCCGGCAGGGCUCUGCUCUGGAUCACAGCUUGUUGGCUCACGCCGGCCCCACAGACAUUGAUGUGGCCAUGUUCCACCGCGAUGCUGGGGGAGACCAGGACUCGGACUCGGACAGUGACCUGUCCCUGGACGAGGAGCGCAGCCUCUCCAUCCCGUCCUCAGAGAGCGAGGAGAACGUGCGCCUGCGGGGCCGCUUCCAGCGCGGGGCAAAGCGCACAGCACACAGCGAGCGGCUCCUCACUCACCCCGCCAACACCGCGCCCAAAGGCAGGUCCCGGGGCUCCGGUGGGAAGGGCUGAGCUCAGGCUUUGGGGCCUGGCUGUGUCCUGUGGUGCCUUCGAGUGCUGCUCACACGUUCUCUUCCUCUUCCCCUUCUGCUGUGUCCUUCGCCAGAUGUGGACGGCAACGAGCUCACAUCGUACUGGCCAGCUCUGGGGGAGUGCGAGGUGCAUCCUUGCUCCCUGCAGAAGUGGGGCUCUGAGCGGAAGCUGGGAUUUGACAUCAACAAGGAUGCAGCCAACAAUAAUCAGCCAGACCUGGCCUUGACCAGCGGGGAUGAAAACUCCCUCACCCAGACCCAACGGCAAAGGAAAGGGAUUUUGAAGAACCGGCUCCAGUGCCCUCCUCCUCUGCAAGGGCUGCCCUCCGUCGGCAGGAUGACCAACGAGCUGACGUGGUACAAGACCUCCACGCUGGGCCACAGGGCUGUCCCCGCCGCCUCCUAUGGCAGGAUCUACUCGGGGGCGGGCAGCCUGUCGCAGCCAGCCAGCCGGUACUCAUCCCGGGAGCAGCUUGACAUGCUCAUGAGGAGACAGAUGUCCCGGGAGCAGCUGAGCAGGCACAACUCAGGAGAGUGCCUGGAAGCCGUGCCCAGCCGCCGUGGCUCCAGGGAGGAGCUGGACACCAUCCCCAGCAGGCACGGCUCUUCUGAGCACCUGGAGAGCGUCCUGAGCAGACACGGGUCCAGGGAGACCUUGGAUCUGCUCGCUGCUAGGCCCAGCCAGCGCGACCGUGGGAGCACGCUGCCCCGGAGGCAGGGCUCCAGAGACCACCUGGACACCUUCCCAUGCAGAUUUGGGUCACGGGAGCAGCUAGACUGUGGGCUGGUCAGAGAGGUGUCUAGAGAGUGGCUAAACACAUUGCCAAGCAGGCAGGUGUCCAGAGACAGAAUAGACACGUUGCCAAGUCGAGAUCCUUCUAGAGAACACUUGGAUUUGCUUUCUAGAAGACAGCUUUCAAGGGACCAGCUAGUAUCGGCUAGACAAAGUUCAAGGGAGCAGCUGGACUUUCUGUCCAGAAGAUGUAAUUCCAGAGAGCCUCUGGACACAGUGCCUAGCAGGCAUCCCUCGCAGGACAACCUGGGGAGUCUGCCUCGGAGGCAGCUCUCUAGGGACAGCCUAGAGCCGCUGGCCAGGAGGCAGCCUUCUCGAGAGCCCCUGGAGGCCGUGCCCAGCUGACACCCUUCCACGGAACAGUUAGAUAUCCUUUCCUCCAUCCUUGCUUCCUUUAACUCCUCCGUCCUGUCCUCGGUGCAAUCUGCCAGCGCGCCUUCGUGCCCGCAGACCACCGCCUCUGCCAUGCAGACCUCGACGCCCUCCGCACUGUGCCCCUCGACGCCUCGCUCCACCACCUCCCACAGCAUUUCCGAGCUGUCACCAGACUCAGAGAUCACGAGGAGCGAGGGGCAUUCCUGAGGGCCGGAGCUGAGCAUGGGAGAGAUGGAAGCCGCAGGGCCCUUUGCCUGGCGCUGCCAGCUGAGGUUUGGUGUCCCACGGGCAGGGGCCAGAACUGGUGGUGCUCAGAGGCCCCAGCCCAGCCCUGCCUGUCCCUGCCCGAGGAGGCCGGGAGCUCCCCACUCUCACCUGCCUGGGGUGAUGGGUACAGUGUGAGGGUGCUGGGUGAGGGUGGCAUCUCCAGCCCAUGCCAGACCCUGUAUGUUGGGGGGUGCAGGGGCAGCCCGGGACGUGGGUUGGGGGAGGGUUUUCUACCUUUUUGUAUCUUUGUAAUCAGAGAGAAGAGAAAUUUCUAUGGUUA
Molecule: messenger RNA, 9928 nt
Organism: Neopsephotus bourkii (Bourke's parrot)
Lineage: Eukaryota; Metazoa; Chordata; Aves; Psittaciformes; Psittacidae
Gene: CELSR3
Product: cadherin EGF LAG seven-pass G-type receptor 3
Exons: 35
Coding region: 40-8193 (2717 amino acids)
Biological process (GO): G protein-coupled receptor signaling pathway; cell surface receptor signaling pathway; homophilic cell-cell adhesion
Cellular component (GO): plasma membrane
Molecular function (GO): G protein-coupled receptor activity; calcium ion binding
Source: RefSeq, a predicted model, not a curated record